Cryptotermes secundus is the source of this 4908-nucleotide messenger RNA. It is a transcript of the gene Tsc1, whose product is annotated as hamartin. Gene Ontology annotation, biological process: negative regulation of cell population proliferation; negative regulation of TOR signaling; regulation of cell cycle. The transcript has 20 exons. NCBI's taxonomy places the organism in Eukaryota, Metazoa, Arthropoda, Insecta, Blattodea, Kalotermitidae. The record is from RefSeq and is a predicted model, not a curated record. Gene Ontology annotation, cellular component: TSC1-TSC2 complex. Bases 250 to 3963 code for a protein of 1237 amino acids.
AGUAAUAUAACGUGCCACUGGAAUAUUGUUUUAACUCGUUUUUAAUUUGAUAUGUACCUGACAGUGCUUUACAACGUAUUUGGCCGUAAGAUGUGUGGAAUUUGAAUAUUUCUUGGUCUACCUGUAAGAACUACGACAAUACUAAUAAUGUAACAAUGGCUUCAUCACAUGAAAGGCUCCUUUUGGUCUACAGAUCUUUUCUCUGGUAAAAAUAAUUGCUCUUUUGGCUUAAUGAAUGGAACAUAAAUCAUGGAGGUAGCCGAGCUAUUAGAUCGGCUAGAAUCAAAUCAACCAGAAAUUGUAGAAGAAAGCAAGAAAAAAUUUCGUGAAAUCUUCCUUAAUACCAAAGAAUCGUGGCUUGUGAACGGUCUUUGCGACUACUACUUAUCAACUAGUUCAUCAAGGUCAGUUGAAAUACUGGUGGGUGUUCGUGAGCCUCAUGAUAGACACCUCUUUGAUAGGUUGUCCGAUUCAUUAAAAGGUUCGUCAAAACUUCAAACACUAACAUUACUGGGUCACAUUGUGAGAAGGCAUCCAGCAUGGCUUCACAAAAUUGCUCACCAUUCUCUUCUAAAGGAAUUACUGAAGUUACUCAAGGUGGAGACUGACAUUCUGCCUCUCAUGACUGCACUCCUUGUAUUAAUUGUUCUUCUUCCUAUGAUCCCUGAUUUAAUUGGAGGCUACCUUCAAGAUAUAUUUGAAGUAUUCAGCCGUCUUGCUGCAUGGAACACCAAUAAUCCCAAUAAGUUGCCAGAGGAACAUCUUUUACACUUGCAGGUGGGGUUGUACACCCUUUUUCAUCGCUUAUAUGGGAUGUAUCCUUGCAAUUUUCUGUCAUACCUGCGUCAUGAGUAUGGCCAGAUUGAGAACCUUGGUAUAUUUAGUCACACGAUAAAGCCAAUGUUAGACACAGUUAAAAUGCAUCCCCUUCUGGUCACAGCCUCCAAAGAUGCAGAAACAGCUACUUCCAGGUGGAUGAAGAUGGAACACCAUGAUGUGAUUUUGGAAUGUGCAAAAUUUGCCUCAUUGGAUACUCUGGAAAGACCUCGGGAAGAAGUCAGCCAUCAAGGCCUCCCACCAACAUCAAGAAAGCGUUACAGUUUAGAGCACAGCAGCUUAGAGUCAGCGUACCAGCAUCAAAUUAAAGGAAAUCCAAGCCUCAAUCCCACAAGCAGCCAGGUGACACAAAAAGAAGAUUGGAGCCCCAGUAUAUUCUGUGGCAUGGACACACCACCACCACAAGAAGUUGUUCCUACCUCCAUACCACAGACUCCAAAUUCACAGAGCUACAUUGUAAGUUCUUCUGUGCCUCAUCAGGAAGGUACAUCCCCGCCAGAAGCAGCCAUUGAAGCUACCCCAGAAACAACCCCUAUCAAGGAUAUGAGACACUUGGGAAGACACCCUCCAGUAAACUCAAGUGUGGCACGGGCUCUUACCUCAUUCAGUAGCAGUAAGUGGGCAGGAGUGACAUCUGGCAGCUCAACUCCUGCCCAGUCUCAACCUUCAUCCCCCAUGAAAAAGGAACCAUCACCUUUCCGGUUCCCUCCAGAAGGCAGUAAUUCUUCCAAAUCGGCAUUUGAGCAACCGCAACGGGAUUCUAUGCCAUCAGCUUUCGAGCGUCGUGAUUCUUUGUUCUCACAGAAAAUACAGAGAAUACAACAGGAUCGAAUUCAGGUAAUAGAUUCUUUAGCAUUGAACGUUCGAUCCAAGAUGUCUGGGGUUCCGCCUACUAGUCCUCUCCGCAGCAUUGCUAAUGAAAUAAGCAUCCCUAAUAGUCCUGUACAUAUGGAACCUACUGCCCCAGUUCCAGGAGGAAAGGAAUGGUUGGUUGCCAAGCCCGUGCCAGAAAAGAACGGAUUUAGGUUUGAUUCUGCCGAAACAUCCGGAACAGUGUCAUCACACCUAGACAGCUCCCAAGAGGAUCAAGAGGUUUUAGAAAUUGUGAGGCAGGGGGAGCAAUGGAGUAUAGACACGCAACCAAAACAGUCGAGUGUAUUGCCAUCAUCACAGAGGCAGUGUGAUAGUGUACUUGAAGAGUUUCAUCCUCCUCAUAUGGAUGAUUAUGAAGAGUGUGAGCAGGAGAGUGGUUCUCCUUGCACAUCAGGUGGUCUCCACAUGCCCACUAGCCGUUCCAUGAGAGAGUUUGCUCAUCGAGUUCAUCAGCAGCAUCGCCAGCGAUGUUACAGUCAGUGCACCACAGAUACAGAAAGAUCAUAUUUAGCUGGUUUCAGUACAGGUAGCAGCCCUGGUGAGGGUUCUGCUGCUUUGCUCCACUCCCGUGUUCAGCGAGCUAAUUCCUGCCCUGAUAUGAAGAGGGGCCCAGUGCUACCUGGAGCUGAAGCUAAUAUAGGUAGAACUUUAGAAGAAAAAGAAGAACUAGAAGAUUUAGAAGGAGCAUUGUCAAACUUAGAUGUUAACGAGCAACCACAUACAACCAAUGGAAGAGAAGAAGAAAACGACCAGUUGUCCCAAGAAUUUGCUAGUGUAACCUUUAUGAAGCAAAUGGCAACAGCAAGUACACAGACUGUAGAUCACUGGAGUCCACUGCCAUAUGAACAUCUGUUUCUGGGGGCCUUUCCUCCAGUAGAACAUGCUCAGACCCACAAUGGAGAGAUGAAAGCAAGCACAGCACCAAGUCCAGCUCCAUUGUGCCAUCACACUGAACUGUUUCCAAGGUAUUCUCCUUAUGCCAUGCUGGACAAAUAUAUUGAAACUGUUAUUCAGGGACAUGGCAAGGAUGACAGAGAUACCAAGAAAGCAAACGUGCAGGGUUUGGAAAGUGAGUUAAAGACUGUGAAAGAACAGCUGACAUUACUUAACAUCCAGCUGCAGUUUGAAAGGCACAGAAGAGAAGCUCAUGCAGAGAGGAAUCGAAGACUGCUUGGAAAAUCUAGAUCAAAUAGAGCACUAGAGGAACAUAAUUCUGCAUUGCGUGAUCAGUUGAGUUUGCUUCAGAAGGAUAUUGAGAAUUUGUACAAUGAACGUGAAAAGAAAAAGAAGGAGGUGCAGAUAACAGAACAGCAAUUGCAGGAAACGAUCAACUACUGGCAAAGCCAGUGUAAUACUCAUCAGAAAGAUAUCAAGGAGCUUAGGCGUAAGAAUGAAUUGUUAGAACACGAACUGAAGCAAGCAAAGGAAAAGGCAACAACGAAUAUGAAGGAAUUGCAGCAAGUGAAAUCAGUGUUCUUUGAAGUUACAAAUGAAAUGCAACAUGCAGUAGCAGAGGCAAGUGCAGGACAGCAGUUACGCAGCAACCUGGAAGAGUUACAGAAGGAACUCAUUCUGAUGGGAGAGCUGCAGCAGAAGUACAGAGAUCGUUUCUCUCAGCUACCACUCCUCAGGCAUUAUGAAGAAGAGCAGGCACAUUUGCAUCACUCUUACCGUGAAGAACUCAAAGGAGUUAAUGAGAUGCUGGAAUCACGGAACUCUCUCCUGGAAGCUGCAAAGGCACGGAUUAUUGAACUGGAUUCUGUGGUGACACGACGAGAUAUGAUUAUUGCUGAUCAGAAACGGAUUUUGAAACAGGUUAAGGAGGAAUAUCAAAAGAAGUUAGAGGCAGUUGAAAGCAAGUGUGAUACGCAUCGUGCCAUCAGACAAAGAAUGGAAAGUCACGUAUUGGAAUUGUACCAUCAGUUGGAUAUAGCAGAGAAGACUAGCAAGGUGAAAGGUUCAAGGUCACCAGACAGCAGUGCAGCCCAUGAAGUCAGUGUCAUUUCUGCAGGGUCAGCAGAUAAGCCCAGUUUUAGUCCUCACAGUUCACCAUUAUCAGAGUCUCUGGGUUCAGCUGAAGGAUCUCUGUCAGGCAUUUUGAGUGGCAAGGAUGUGGGGAUGAAGAAUUUACAAGUGAUAGUGGAUCAGCCAGAACAGCCUUCAGCAGAUCAACAGCAGCCUGUAACAUCACAACAGUCAGCCAGUAUGGACAUAGCAGCUGCAGAUAAUAGUAUACCAGAGGAAGAGGGCUGAGGAGAAUGAAAACUAAUUAUAAUAAUGGUGAGUACUGAGCAUUAGCUACCAGGCUGAUUGUAGUGGCCAGGAAGUUCAAGCUUUAAUCUAGGCUGCAUAAUGUUGCAAGACUAGUUUUGAAGUUCCUCAUAGGUCAUACAGAGGCGGUUCUCAGACAUCAGCCUGGCUCUCUCUGAUACCCAGGGCAUUUUAUUGUCAUAAAUACAAGAAUGUAAAAGUAAGCUUUACAGAUAUUUUUCAUAUCCCAGCAGAAGUGUGGGCCUUUAUUCUCCUUAAGGUGCUCAAGCCAUAUAUUAAUGUAAGAUAGAAUAAAUUAAAUUUGUUGUUGCCAAAUAAAAAUUUCCAUUUGAAUCAUAUAUAAGAAACUGGUUUUUGUUUGGUAACAAGUGUAAACAUUCUUUGAUAUAUAUCAGAACUGCAAACAACUGGAAUUAUUAACCAUGUCAGCUUUGUUCAAUUCAUAGUGUCAUAUUUGAUGGUGAAAUUUCAGUAUUUAUCAGUGUGACAGAUCAGUUCGUUGGAUUGAUUGCCCAGUUCAAACAUAAGCAAACACCUUUCUUUGUUAUGAUUUCAGUAUGCUAAAUAUAUGGUUUGCACUGUCACAUUUUUAAUAUUCUGGCAUAGAAGUAUGUAAUUUGGAAGUGCUCAGUGUUACAGUGAUACUCAUGAAAGUGUAUGCUGCCAAGGAUGUUCAUCCCAAAGUCAAACUCUGUUGUAUUUUUCAGGUAUUGUAUCAUUUUGUAGCGCCUGUAUGCUUUAUUUUGUAUGAAUGAAUGGUUCACCUUUGCGGUAUGUUAAAAGAUACAGUUUGUUCUAUGAUCCAUGAAGCUUCAUGUCUCUGUCUCAAAUCAUAGCAUUAUUGUAUUGUUGUGGCUUAUAUGAAAUGUUCAAAAUGUGUAACUAUUUUACAGUGAAAUGUUAUUAAAUUCUUAAAGCAAUUUAUUA